Molecule: messenger RNA, 1483 nt
Organism: Salarias fasciatus (jewelled blenny)
Lineage: Eukaryota; Metazoa; Chordata; Actinopteri; Blenniiformes; Blenniidae
Gene: morf4l1
Product: mortality factor 4 like 1
Exons: 12
Coding region: 99-1070 (323 amino acids)
Biological process (GO): chromatin organization; regulation of DNA-templated transcription
Cellular component (GO): nucleus; NuA4 histone acetyltransferase complex
Source: RefSeq, a predicted model, not a curated record
GUCAUCACGUCGGUCGUGACGUUAUUAGAGAGCGGCGCCGUUGCAGACUGGAAUGGGAGCUGGCGAUUUUUCCCAGAUUUUGAUAGUUUAAUCUGUGAAUGGCGCCGAAACAGGACCCGAAACCUAAAUUUCAAGAAGGUGAAAGAGUGCUGUGUUUCCAUGGUCCGUUACUCUACGAAGCUAAGUGUGUUAAGAUCAACAUCAAAGACAAACAAAUCAAAUAUUUUAUUCAUUACAGCGGGUGGAACAAAAACUGGGACGAAUGGGUUCCUGAAAGCAGAGUGCUGAAGUAUGUGGACAGCAAUCUGCAGAAACAGAAAGAGCUUCAGAGGGCCAAUCAAGACCAUUAUGUAGAAGGAAGAAUGAGGGGUGCUGCACCGAAUAAGAAGAUACCUUCUGCAUCGCAGAAAAAUGAUGUGAAAACCAAAAAGAACAAACAGAAAACUCCUGGAGCAGGAGAAGGGACGAGUUCAGGAGGAGACCCGACUCAUCCGCCACGAAAGAAGCGAGCGCGUGUCGACCCGACUGUGGAAAGUGAGGAAACUUUUAUAAAUCGAGUGGAGGUAAAAGUGAAAAUCCCCGAGGAGCUGAAGCCGUGGCUCGUGGACGACUGGGACCUGAUCACACGGCAAAAACAGCUUUUCCACCUACCUGCCAAAAAGAAUGUGGACGCAGUCCUUGAAGAUUAUGCAAACUACAAGAAAUCAAGAGGAAACUCUGACAGCAAGGAGUUCGCUGUAAACGAGGUGGUCGCUGGUAUCCGGGAGUAUUUCAACGUCAUGCUGGGAACGCAACUUCUCUACAAAUUCGAGAGGCCUCAGUACGCAGACAUCCUGGCCAACCACCCAGAUACGUCCAUGUCUCAGAUUUACGGAGCCCCUCACCUACUCAGACUCUUCGUGAGAAUUGGAGCCAUGCUGGCCUACACUCCCCUGGAUGAGAAGAGUCUUGCACUGCUGCUCAGUUAUCUACAAGAUUUCCUCAAGUAUCUUGUGAAGAACUCGGCAUCGCUCUUCAACGCCAGCGACUAUGAAGUCGCCCCUCCAGAGUACCACCGCAAGGCAGUUUAAGCACGUUCUCCUGUCGGAUCCGACACAUCUGCCCCUGCGUGCACGAGUGUGUUGACGUUUGGAGACGACAUUUUUAACCUGUCGGAAGGAUGUGACCUGGCAACGCGACUUCAGAGAGCGGACUGUGCCCGAUCGGUCGGUCUUUACCGAGGAAGAAUACGAUCAAGAUGUCACACUAAUCCCAGACAAAUUCAUUUUCUUUCAUGUGGAAAGCUGCUGAGUACGCUCUUCCUGUAUUGGUAUGUUUUUCAGUACCACUUUUUUAGUUUCUUUUUUUUUUUUUUUUUUUUUUUUUUUUUCCUUUCAUCCAAUGUUUACCAAAAUCGAGAUUGUUUUAUUUGUUUCCUGUUUGGAUUCAGAUGCUGGCUAAAUUUGUCUUGUAGGCUGUCAUCAUUUUCUAAUAAAAAAAAGUC